Molecule: messenger RNA, 2871 nt
Organism: Myotis myotis
Lineage: Eukaryota; Metazoa; Chordata; Mammalia; Chiroptera; Vespertilionidae
Gene: FBXL5
Product: F-box and leucine rich repeat protein 5
Exons: 11
Coding region: 87-2156 (689 amino acids)
Biological process (GO): SCF-dependent proteasomal ubiquitin-dependent protein catabolic process; intracellular iron ion homeostasis; protein polyubiquitination
Cellular component (GO): SCF ubiquitin ligase complex
Molecular function (GO): protein binding
Source: RefSeq, a predicted model, not a curated record
GGGGCGCGCCGCCUCUGCCCCGCGGCGAGGGAGUCUAUGGAGAGGCGGCGGCCGCGGCUGCUGAGGCGGAGGCUGAGGCAGCGGCGAUGGCGCCCUUCCCCGAAGAGGUGGACGUGUUCACCGCCCCGCACUGGCGGAUGAAGCAGCUGGUGGGGCUGUACUGCGACAAGCUUUCUAAAACCAACUUUUCCAACAACAAUGAUUUCCGUGCUCUUCUGCAGUCUCUGUAUGCUACUUUUAAGGAGUUCAAAAUGCAUGAGCAGAUUGAAAAUGAAUACAUUAUUGGUUUGCUUCAACAACGCAGCCAGACCAUUUAUAAUGUACAUUCUGACAACAAACUCUCUGAGAUGCUUAGCCUCUUUGAAAAGGGACUGAAGAACGUUAAGAAUGAAUAUGAGCAGUUGAAUUAUGAGAAACAGCUGAAAGAGAGAUUGGAGGCAUUUACAAGAGAUUUUCUUCCUCAUAUGAAAGAAGAAGAGGAGGUUUUUCAGCCCAUGUUAAUGGAAUAUUUUACCUAUGAAGAGCUUAAGGAUAUUAAAAAGAAAGUGAUUGCACAACAUUGCUCUCAAAAGGAUACUGCAGAACUCCUUAGAGGUCUUAGCCUGUGGAAUCAAGCUGAAGAGCGACAGAAGUUUUUUAAAUAUUCUGUGGAUGAAAAGUCAGAUAAAGAAGCAGAGGUGUCAGACCGAUCCACAGGUAUAACCCAUCUUCCUCCUGAGGUAAUGCUGUCAAUUUUCAGUUAUCUUAAUCCUCAAGAGUUAUGUCGCUGCAGUCAAGUAAGCCCCAAAUGGUCUCAGCUGGCGAAGACUGGAUCGCUUUGGAAGCAUCUUUACCCCGUUCACUGGGCCAGAGGUGACUGGUAUAGUGGCCCUGCAACUGAACUUGAUACUGAACCUGAUGAGGAAUGGGUGAAAAGUAGAAAGGAUGAAAGUCGUGCUUUUCAGGAAUGGGACGAAGAUGCCGAUAUAGAUGAAUCUGAAGAGUCUGCAGGGGAAUCGAUUGCUAUCAGCAUUGCACAAACGGAAAAACGUUUACUCCAUGGCUUAAUUCAUAAUGUUCUGCCAUAUGUUGGUACUUCUGUAAAAACUCUAGUAUUAGCAUACAGCUCUGCAGUUUCCAGCAAAAUGGUGAGGCAGAUUUUAGAGCUCUGUCCUAAUCUGGAGCAUCUUGAUCUUACCCAAACUGACAUUUCAGAUUCUGCAUUUGACAGUUGGUCUUGGCUUGGAUGCUGCCAGAGUCUUCGGCAUCUUGAUCUGUCUGGAUGUGAAAAAAUCACAGAUGUGGCUCUAGAGAAGAUUUCUAGAGCUCUUGGAAUUCUGACAUCUCAUCAGAAUGGCCUUUUGUCUACAAGCAAAAUUACUUCGACUACAUGGAAAAAUAAAGACAUUAACAUGCAGUCCACCAAACAGUAUGCUUGUUUGCAAGAUUUAACUAACAAGGCUAUUGGAGAAGAAAUAGAUAAUGAAAACCCCUGGACUAAGCCUGUUUCUUCUGAGAAUUUCACUUCUCCUUAUGUGUGGAUGUUGGAUGCUGAAGACCUGGCCGAUAUUGAAGAUGCUGUUGAAUGGAGACAUAGAAAUGUGGAAAGUCUUUGUGUAAUGGAGACAGCAUCCAACUUGAGUUGUUCCUCCUCUGGCUGUUACAGUAAAGAUAUUGUUGGACUAAGGACUAGUGUCUGUUGGCAGCAGCAUUGUGCUUCUCCAGCCUUUGCAUAUUGUGGUCAUUCAUUUUGUUGUACAGGAACAGCUCUAAGAACUAUGUCAGCACUCCCGGAGUCUUCUGCAUUGUGUGGAAAGGCAUCAAGGACUAGCUUGCUUAGGGAAAAGGACUUAAUCUACUCUGGGAGUGAAAAAUCUGAUCAAGAGACUGGACGUGUACUUCUGUUUCUCAGUCUGUCUGGGUGUUAUCAGAUCACAGACCAUGGUCUCAGGGUUUUGACUCUGGGAGGAGGGCUGCCUUAUUUGGAGCACCUAAAUCUCUCUGGUUGUCUUACUGUAACUGGUGCAGGCCUGCAGGAUUUGGUUUCAGCAUGUCCUUCUCUAAAUGAUGAAUACUUUUACUACUGUGACAACAUUAACGGUCCUCAUGCUGAUACCGCCAGCGGAUGCCAGAAUUUGCAGUGUGGUUUUCGAGCCUGCUGCCGCUCUGGCGAAUGACCCUUGACUUCUGACCUUUGUCUACUUCAUUUAGCUGAGCAGGCUUCCUUUCAUGCACUUUACUUGUAGCACAUUUCUUGUGUUAACCAUCCUUUUUGAGUGUGACUUGUUUUGGCCUCAUCCUUACAGCCUCAGAAAUCUUAAAAUUUACCAGUGAACUGUACAGUGUUGUUUCUCUUGCAAAUCAUAUUUUUGUUUUAGAAAGGGAUUAGGUCUUUUCAUGAGGAUGAGAACAGUUUUAUCAGAUUUCUUUUAAAUUGAAUGCUUGGAAAAUAAUGUCACUAAUGCCUUGCCAUUCAAAGUAUUUUUUAGAUUAUUUUGAGUUUCAAAGUCAGUGGGGGUUAUUGGUUCUCUUUCUAUAUAAACACUGUACCAAGCUUUGCCGAUCUUUCAAACAUACACUUCUGAAGUUUUAUUUUCAAAGACAGCACUUUUUGGAAACCAACCUGUUUUCCAUAAUGUUUCCUUUAUUUGAACAAUUCUUAGAAGGCCAAUUCAAACAUACCCACAUAUAAGUUUCUUAAGUUUAUAGAAUAAAUUGGCUUCUUGGCAGUUGCUCAGUGAGCUAGCAAAGCACCAAUUUAUUUGUAUUUGCUUUCUUCAAAGAACCCCAGUUUCCACCACUGUUCCUAAAUUGUCAAAUUUGGGAGGGAUUUUUAAAAAUUCUACAAUCAUUUGAAGAAAUGUAUAAAUAAAAUCUACUUUGAGGACUUUA